GAUUAGAGAAAGGCAUAAAUUUGGCAAGUCCAGUAAGCUUUCUCAUGUUUCCACUUAGUAUUAGGAAAAUUUGGUAUUCCUCUGGUUUCAAGGUAAACUCAUUGUUGGAAAGUGUAUAAAUACUCCCACAGCAUAUUGUUGUAAGAUAUCUGUAUCUAAGUUCUUCAAGCAAUAUCAGUUUUUGUAAGCGUUCUACAUACUCCAUCCAACAAUGCUCGUAGCAUUUGUUCGUCGUUUCUCAAAGAUGAGUCUCAAGCCACUGCUUUUUCUUUGGUUUAAUCUACUUGUCUGCACAUUCCUUUUCACUUCCCUCCCCGUCGGCGUUGCUAUGAGUAACGCUUCGGAGGAUUACACAUCUUUGGUUUUCAAUGGGUGUUCAAAACAAAUGUUCCCAAACAAUGCCUACCCUGAAAACCUCAAAUCCCUCAUGGACUCACUGGUCUCAAGCUCUUCACUUAAGCUCUUCUCCGCUGUCACAGCCACCUCUAGCGACCGCACUAACGGCAUUAAUGGUCUUUAUCAGUGCUGCGGAGAUCUCUCCCCAGCCGAGUGCAACACCUGCGUAAGCAAGAUUCCUCCUCUAGUCAGCCAACUCUGUGGACAAACAAGUGUCGCGGCCCGAGUCCAGCUCGGCGGGUGCUACUUGCAUUAUGAGAUUGCUGAUUUAAAACCAUCUGAUGCAACUGCAUUUCUCUAUAAACGUUGUGAUGAUCAAGCGAAGGCGGCUGGGAUUGGUGAAAAAAGGGACACAGCUUUCGGCAUAUUGGAAAACGAUGUCAAGAAUAGUACUAGUCCUGAAGUUGGUGGAUUGUACACCAGUAGCUAUGACACUGUGAAUGUUUCAGGACAAUGUGAAGGUACCUUAGCGAACCAGCUGGAUUGCCUGACCUGCCUGCAAAGUGCUUCUCAGAAGGCCAGGACCGAGUGUGGAGAUUCUAUUUCAGGGCAGAUAUAUCUCUACAGCUGCUACAUUAGCUACAGCGCCUCCUCAAAUGCCAGUGCCAAUGGUGUGCCAUAUUCACGUAAAGUCGCUGCAGGCUCUGGUAAAAAUGAUUCAGGUUCGAAGACAGCGGCUAUCGUCAUCCUAAUGAUUUGCAUUGGUGCUUUUAUAUUAGGUACUGCUGUGUAUUACAUUAGAAAGUUCUUAAACAGUGGGUGAACAAGGAAAUAGAUUAGACAGGAUGCAGAUAGUUUUGCCAUAUGACACUGGCUAGGA
Molecule: messenger RNA, 1216 nt
Organism: Argentina anserina (silverweed cinquefoil)
Lineage: Eukaryota; Viridiplantae; Streptophyta; Magnoliopsida; Rosales; Rosaceae
Product: plasmodesmata-located protein 1-like
Exons: 1
Coding region: 212-1159 (315 amino acids)
Biological process (GO): plasmodesmata-mediated intercellular transport; transport of virus in multicellular host
Cellular component (GO): plasmodesma
Source: RefSeq, a predicted model, not a curated record